AUGAGCAAGCUAAAUCAAGAUUUAUUAAAAAAAGCCAUUAGCGAUGUAUUUGAAGGAACAAAACAGAAAAAGAGAAAAUUUGUUGAAACAAUAGAAUUACAAAUUGGUUUAAAGGAUUAUGAUACACAAAGAGAUAAACGUUUUUCAGGUACCGUAAAAUUAUCAAAUGAAGUUAGAAAGAAAUUAAAAGUCUGUAUAUUAGGAGAUGCUGUACAUUCUGAAGAGGCACAAAAAUUAAAAUUAGAUUAUAUGGACAUCGAAGCUAUGAAAAAAUUAAAUAAAGAUAAAACAUUGGUUAAAAAACUUGCUAAAAAAUAUGAUGCAUUUUUAGCAAGUCAGGUCAUAUUGCCUCAAAUUCCAAAAUUAUUAGGUCCAGGUUUAAAUAAAGCAGGAAAGUUUCCUUCUUUAAUUACUCAUAAUGAUAAAAUAAAUGAUAAAAUUUUAGAAUUAAGAUCAUCCAUUAAAUUCCAAUUGAAAAAAGUUUUAUGUAUGGGAGUACCUGUCGGUCACGCUAACCUUAAGGAAGACGAAUUAAGAUCAAACAUAGUACAUGCCAUCAAUUUUUUAGUUUCGCUUUUAAAAAAAAAUUGGCAAAAUAUUAGAACAUUACACAUUAAAAGUACUAUGGGAAAACCACAAAGAAUCUAUGGUUAA
This is a messenger RNA of Plasmodium vinckei vinckei, 654 nucleotides long. RefSeq names its product 60S ribosomal protein L1, putative. Gene Ontology annotation, molecular function: structural constituent of ribosome; RNA binding. Gene Ontology annotation, cellular component: large ribosomal subunit. The transcript is spliced from 2 exons. The coding region runs from base 1 to 654 and encodes 217 amino acids. Lineage: Eukaryota; Apicomplexa; Aconoidasida; Haemosporida; Plasmodiidae. The record is from RefSeq and is a predicted model, not a curated record. Gene Ontology annotation, biological process: translation.